AUGCCGUGGCCACAACCGCCACUGGCACCUCCGGCAGUUCUCAUGCGGAAACCUCUGAUGCGUAUUCCCUACACAGACAUUCUAGCACCGCCCACCAUCGUCCCGGCCUCCGCUUCGACCUUCCAAGGUGCGCUCGCUGCUCUGGUCAGCUUCUUCCAGGCGCCGCCUCGACCCGGCCUUCCCGACUCGACCGUCCUUCUCACGGGAGCUGGCCUUUCGGUUGCUUCUGGUCUUGCAGACUACCGCGGUGUCAAGGGCACCUACAGGGUGAACAAGACGUAUCGCCCCAUCUAUCACUACGAAUUCGUCAGCAGUCAUGAGGCACGCAAGAGGUACUGGGCACGGAGCUUUCUUGGCUGGUCAACCCUGCACAAGGCGACGCCCAACGCGGGUCACUAUGCAAUCCGAGAUCUCGGCGGCUUGGGAUUGAUUCGAAGUGUUAUUACACAGAAUGUGGACUCGUUCCAUCCCAACGCCCACCCGCAAACACCAUCCAUUGAGCUACACGGCUACCUGAGAUCUACUGUCUGCACGAGCUGCAUGACUGAAUUUUCUCGAGACGAGUUUCAGCGGCAGCUGGCUCGUCUGAACCCGCGGUGGGCCGCCCUCCUACGCGAGGCUAUGGCUUCUGGUGCCUUGGAUACCGAGUCAACGGAGGAGCGGAGAUUCAAGGGCCUAAAGACCAACCCCGAUGGCGAUGUCGACCUCCCAGAAGCACCAUAUACAACCUUUAGAUAUCCACCCUGUCCGAAAUGUCUAGCUGAUCCCCCAGACGAUGCCAGUGGCCAUAAGCACGUGGUCCAAGUUGAUUCGGACGGGGCCUGGGCGGCACCAAGUACUGCUGGUAUCCUCAAGCCAGCGGUUGUCAUGUUCGGGGAGAGCAUUGCCAGCCGCGUGAAAGUGGCUUCGGAGGAUGCCAUCGACGGUGCUGGCAGACUACUGGUUCUAGGGACGUCUCUCGCAACAUAUUCUGCCUGGCGGCUGGCUAAGCGAGCCAAAGAUCGAGGAAUGCCCAUAGCCAUUGUAAACAUGGGCGGCGUAAGAGGAGAGGACCACUUCUUCGCGGAUCUGGAUCCACGACAAGAGGGUGAAGAGGGAGUCAGAGUUGAACUCUCGACGGACCAGCUGCUUCCGGGCCUGGUUUCUCGACUGCGACAGACUGGAGUGGCAGCCUGCCGCCGCCCGUCCGCGGCAGUAUCCCUGGAGAACUCGACCGUCUUCAAGGACAUGCUGUCUUGA
Messenger RNA from Metarhizium album ARSEF 1941, 1239 nucleotides. Its product is annotated as silencing information regulator. The transcript has a single exon. Lineage: Eukaryota; Fungi; Ascomycota; Sordariomycetes; Hypocreales; Clavicipitaceae. Gene Ontology annotation, molecular function: NAD+ binding. Bases 1 to 1239 code for a protein of 412 amino acids. The record is from RefSeq and is a predicted model, not a curated record.